UUUGUCCAGCAUGUUGUAUGCUUCAGCAAUUGAACCAUUUUUAGUAAGAAUAGUUUGGAGUAUACCAAAAUGUGAUUUUAAAAUUUAAUUCUCGGCUUAUGCUGAUGAUGUUAUUGGUAUUGUGAAUAAUCAAGAAGAGGUAGAUAAUCUAAGAAUAAUAAUAAUUGAUGACUUUGGGAAACUGUCUUCAGCUAAGGUAAACUGGAGUAAGAGUGAAGUUAUUGUAUGUGGAAAGUGGGAUGGAUAAUGCCUUCCUAAUUUACCUGCAGGAUUUGAUUGGAAGAAAAAUGGCUUUAAAUAUUUAGGUGUAUACCUUGGAGAUGAUUCAGUUUUACAAAAAAACUGGGAGGGAUUUUUAGAAAAAAAACUAAGGGGUGACUGGAAAAAUGGAAAUGGCUUUGGCCCAAAAUAUAAUUUAGAUGAUGUGUUAUAGUCAUCAGUAAUUUGGAGGCUUCAACAUUUUGGCAUUGCUUGGCAUGUACUGAGCCACCAAGCGGACUUCUUGCAAAACUACAAGCUUUCAUUAUGGACUUGAUUUGGACUAAGCUUCACUGGGUGCCGCAGAGUGUACUAUAUCUCCCUAAGUAGGAAGGAGGACAAGGACUAGUACAUCUGGCCAGCAGAGGAGCAACUUUUUGUUUACAAUUUAUUCAAAGAUUUUUAACUGUACCUGAAGAUUUUGUUUGGAGGAAUGUUGCUUACUUUAUUUUGAGUCAAGCAGGAGGCCUGGGACUGGGUUUUUUUUCAGCUGAAUGGACUGACUCCAUUCUAUAAAGCGGCCUUUAGAAUAUGGAGCUUAUUCAAGAAAAAAGGUUUUGGUUUGUCUUUAUUUGUUAUUUGUUUACUAAACUGUUACUAAACGUUGCAGCUCUACAUUGUGUUUGUUUGAUAUAGUGACAUUCAGCAUGUUACAUGCAUCUUACAUUCAGCAUUUUACAACUUAUUUCUUAAUAAUGCUUAAUGGCCAAACAACAUACUAGAUAAUUUCUAAUCUAGAAAAUUUCAAAAUGUUUAACUUGAAGCCUUCUUAAUGCAAGUAUUUUAAGGUAUGAAUUAAGUCCUGCAAUGCACCUUGCAUGCACUUUAUGAUGAAUAAUUGUAACCACAUUGUUACACCAAUAUAUAUUGCAUUACAAAGUGCAUUAUGGAUAGCUUUAUAAUGCAUUACAUGUAAAGGCUUUAACAGACAUCUUGCAGACAUAUCUGUGUUAUCUGGGUCGAAACUAAACUCAACAGGAAUGUUGCUCUUCAGAAAAAGGAAUAAGGAAACUGCUUCGCAUAUUCACAGAAACCCCUUUUUUAUACGAAUCACUCAAACACAGAACCAGGAAAAUAUUUAAACUCAUCAGUUCAGGAAAAGUUAAACUGAAGUUUAGUUGAGCUGUGGUGUGUUUGUGUCUCUGUAAUGAAGUAGUAAAAUGGCAGAAGCCAGAAUUUCAGUGGAUCAAAAGGAUUUCUUGUGUGCAGUGUGUCUGGAUCUCUUGAAGGAUCCAGUGACCAUCCAGUGUGGACACAGUUACUGUAAGAUCUGUAUUACAGACUGCUGGGAUCAGGAGGAUCAGAAGAGAGUCUACAGCUGUCCUCAGUGCAGAGAGACCUUCAGUCCAAGACCUGCUUUAUCUAGAAACACCAUGCUGGCUGAAGUGGUGGAGAAACUGAAGAAGACUACAUUUUUUGCUGAUUCUUACGCUGGAGCUGGAGAUGUGCAGUGUGACGCCUGUACUGGAAGAAAUCACAAAGCCGUAAAGUCCUGUCUGAUGUGUCUGGACUCUUAUUGUCAAACUCAUUUUGACCGUCAUGAAGAAUUUCAUUCACGUAAACCACACAGAGUGAUUGAAGCAACUGGACGACUGCAGGAGAUGAUCUGCCAGAAUCAUGAGAAGCUCCUUGAGGUUUUCUGUCGCACUGAUCAGAAAUAUAUUUGUGUGCUGUGUACGAUGGAUGAACAUAGAAACCAUGACACUGUAACAGCAGCAGCACAGAGGAGAGAGAAACAGAAGCAGCUGAAGGAGACACAGAAGACGCUCCAGCAGAGAAUCCAGCAGAGAGAGAAAGAUCUCCAGCAGCUGAGAGAGACUGUGGAGUCUCAUAAGCGCUCUGCACAGACAGCAGUGGAGGACAGUGAGAGGAUCUUUACUGAGCUCAUCCGCUCCAUUGAGAGAAGCCGCUCUGAGCUGAUACGACUGAUCAGAGAUCAGGAAAAGACUGCAGUGAGUCGAGCUGAAGAACGACUGGAGCGACUGGAGCAGGAGAUCAAUGUCCUGAGGAGGAGAGACGCUGAACUGGAGCAGCUUUCACACACACAGGAUCACAUCCAGUUCCUGCAGAGUUUCCAGUCUCUCUCAGCACCUCCUGAAUCUACAGAUGUAAAUGAGGGUAUCUUCAGUGAUCUCUUCUCUUCUGAUGAUCUGAGAGAAUCUGUCCAUCAGCUGAGACACAAACUGGAGGAUUUCUGCAUAGAGCAGCUGAAGAAGAUCUCAGACAGAGCCACAUUCACCAACAUUGACUACUGGACCAGGAAGGACUUCCUACAAUAUUCCCAUCAGCUCACUCUGGAUCUGAACACAGUGAAUAAACGUCUCCGUCUGUCUGAGAGCAAUAGAGUGAUUACUAACACUGGCACGGAUCAGACAUAUCCUGAUCAUCCAGACAGAUUUAAUUAUGUGUCUCAGGUGUUAUGUAGAGAGAGUGUGUGUGGACACUGUUACUGGGAGCUGCAGUGGAGUGGACAAGAAGUGUGUAUAUCAGUGUCAUAUAAGAGCAUCAGCAGGAAGGGACGGGGUCAUGAUUGUUGGUUUGGAUUUUAUGAUCAGUCCUGGAGUUUAAUCUGCUCUUCCUCCAGUUACUCAUUCAUCCACAAUAAGAUACAGACUGUUAUCCGUGUAGAGUCCAUCAGCAGGAGAAUAGGAGUGUUUGUGGAUCACAGUGCAGGAACUCUGUCCUUCUACAGCGUUUCUGACACAAUGAGCCUCAUCCACACAGUCCAGACCACAUUCACUCAGCCGCUCUAUCCUGGGUUUAGUCUUUUUUUUUCUGGAUCAUCAGUGAAACUGUGUUGAUGAAUCAGAAUAGAUAAUAAACCCACACACACACACACCUCCUCAUUUUGCCUUACCAGAGGCUGCGGUUCAGUCUCCUCUGUGUAUGGAGUGAGAGUGUAACUGAAGAGAAGAUUCUGGGACUUACUCUACUAUCUGGUAUCGGUCAGAGAGAGCCGAUCUAUAUCCGAGAAUGAAGGUAUUAUUCGGUGUUACUUCUGAAGCCAUUUCUUACACAUGGUCAUGUUAUGAAUUUUUGCUAAUCAGACAACUAUCUGAUUUGUAAAAACGUUUUCAUUUAUACUUGGCCACAUACAUGUGUCGUCGAAAAAGGCAUAUAAAUCCGAUCUUCAAUGCCUGCACUAUAUUUAAAUUCAAUCUAAAUUCGCUAUCAUUAAAGUCAAUGAACUCAAAAGAUAAACACUGCAUUUUAUUAAUUAUCAGCUCAUUUCGAGAUCAAAGACCGCAAUAGCCUAUAAUAUGCACACAAUUUUGGGAGGAGUAAAAUUUACAUAUGUGGUUUCAACAACCACCGGGAUUGAUAUCGGGCAAUCCUGAACGCUAAGUAUCGGAAUCGGUAUCGGAGGUUAAAAAGGCAGAUCGGAGCAUCCCUAAUUGGAGAAAGAAAAAACCUAUCGUCAAUAAGAGUGAUAAAAAUCUCCAACAGCUCUGACAAAGUCUGGGUCUGUACACAAACAACAGUAGUAUACGAGGGGACACUUGAGGAAGAUACAGCUUUGGAAAUAGUACCAUAGAUUAUAUGAUAACAGACAUAGAUCCUUCAUCUCUUCAAGCAUUCACUGUAAGAGAACUAACCCCACUGUCCAAACACAGUUAAAUAACUAGAGCAGUUAAAUAACUAUAACUAGUUGCUAUACCCAGCAACACUGCAAUGCUUUUGAAAUACAAAUGCACAAAUAUUAGUCAUGCCAAGAAAAUAAAGCACUUAAUACUGAAACUGAAGUAGAAUUUCAGACGUUGUUCUUGUGUGCAGUGUGUCUGGAUCUCCUGAAGGAUCCAGGUAAGAAUAGAGAUCAAAAUAUACAGCUUAUAGUUUAUUUAUAUAAGAGGUAUAUUUGUGUAUAAAAGUUGGGUAUCAUAGUGUUAUCCUAGUCCCCAGCAAUGUUUUCAUAACACAAAUGUACUAAUGUUUGUCAUGCCAAUAAAGUUGUACUAAUGUUUGUCAUGCCUAAUACUGAAAUUGAAUACUGAGAGAGAGUGUGUGAAUGUGAGUAUGCCUGUGUGUUUGUGUGUGUGAAGACUGAAGCCAACUGAAAGACUGAAAAAAACUGAUCUAUCAGUGUGAUCAUGAAGGGAGUGUAAAUCUGUACAGUUAUUAGUCCUGUAGUUCAAGUGUAGUAAUUAGGAUGCAGAAUUAAUCAAGUUUUUAAAACUAUUGACCUGCUUCUCUUUAACUUGUAUUAUUUGAGUGUUUGUCUGAGACUGAUAUCAAGCAGACAUUUCAUUAUCAGGGUUCCCCAUUCCUAGUCCAGGAGAGUCACUUUCCCACAGAGUUUAGUUUGAUCUAAAUUAAACAGACCUGAUUCAACUUCUUAAGGUCUUUGCAUUAACGGCCAGGUGUGUCGAAACUAAACUCUAAAGGAUCAGGAACCUGCUUCACAGACACACCUGUUAAACACACGUAACAAACACAGAACCAGGAAACAGGAAUCUCAUGAGUUCAGUGAAAGAGAAACUUAAGUGCAGUUGAGCUGUUGUGUGUUUGUGUCUCUGUAUUCAAGCAGUAACAUGGCAGGAGCCAAAGUUUUUCAGGAUGAGUUCUUGUGUCCAGUGUGUCUGGAACUCCUGAAGGAUCCAGUGACCAUCCAGUGUGGACACAGUUACUGUAAGAUCUGUAUUACAGACUGCUGGGAUCAGGAGGAUCAGAAGAAAGUAUACUGGAGCGACUGGAGCAGGAGAUCAAUGAUCUGAGGAGGAGAGACACUGAGCUGGAGCAGCUUUCACACACACAGGAUCACAUCCAGUUCCUGCAGAGAGCAAGACCCUUUAAAACAACCUCCACUCAGGAGCAAAAGCAAUCUGGAGUGAAAUUUGUCUUCUAGAUUGAAAACACAUUGGGGGGAAAGAUCGAGCCCUGGACAUCAAACAUCCAGCGAAUGAAUCUCUGAGAGCAGGUCACCUUCACAUGACCACAGGAACCAGACCAGUUCAGUCCGGAUCAGAUCAGUUUGGGAGACCUUAGAGGAACUAAGCAAUGACAAAGAGACACACUAGAAACCACCCAGAAGACCCCAGCAACCAGACUAAAUGGUUUAUUCAAAACUCCCUCCAUUCACUAGCUUUCUUACUGUAAUUGAUUCAUUUCUGCUCUUUAUUCUGACACUAGUGCAGAAUAUUUUUGGCGUGGAGUGAUCUUAAAGGUCAGAGGGAGGGUUUGACGUGAUCAAUUAUCCUGAUCCCUGACAGACGAAAAGCGUGAAAGAGAAAUAAAAUGCAAUGCUGAGUUUCCUAAAGACUUGUCUUUUGGAUCGUGCAUGGAUAAUGAAUUUAUGCAUAUAUAUAUAUAUAAUAAAUUCCCUACAGUUAACUAAAACUAGCAGCACAAUGGAGGACGUGAAGCAGUCAUUAUUGCUUUAAUUUUUCUUAGAGUUGAAAAGACUUUACAGCUUAAUGUUGAACAUAACAGAUUCUACUGGAAGAUCUUGUGUCCUUUUGCACAGCAGAUGUUAAAAUCUGAUAUCAGGAUACUGGAUGUACCAAGCUCUUCCUCUGACACACGAAACACUCAGAUCUGUGGGAAAACUGGUUCAUUCCUCACGUUUUGCAUGAGCUGAUGGAUCAAUGAGGUGUGAGACAGGCAACUGAUGGGCUGUCAGAGAUACCUGGACUUGUGUGUGUGUGUGUGUGUGUGUGUGUGUGUUUAGAGGAGAGGACAGAGAAACUAAAAAGGCCUUCAAAGCUGAACUUCAUGUAAAUGAGAAGCUAAGACAAGCCGAGGUUCUGACGCCUGCCAUGAAUUAUAAGAUGAUGCAUGAAUGGCAGCAUAAUUCAGUCAAUCUGUGUCAAAUCAACCACAUUUCAGAAACCUACUAGGCUUAUAGUUUUG
Molecule: messenger RNA, 6105 nt
Organism: Carassius gibelio (silver crucian carp)
Lineage: Eukaryota; Metazoa; Chordata; Actinopteri; Cypriniformes; Cyprinidae
Product: tripartite motif-containing protein 16-like
Exons: 7
Coding region: 1419-3059 (546 amino acids)
Molecular function (GO): zinc ion binding; protein binding
Source: RefSeq, a predicted model, not a curated record